UUUUUUGUUUUCUUGUUGAGCUGAGACACAAGCGCGCCUUCGCCCCUUGUGCUCACUCUCAUCAAGCACCCAUCAAAGCCUGACCAGGGAGUCAGUUGGUGGAGGGAAGAAUGGACGUUCAAGGAAGGGUCACGGAAGGGAGCGCUGGACAAGCCUCGCGCCCACGAGAAGGUUUAAGGCUGGUGGACGGACAUGCGUGCCGAGUUCAGGAUCGCCAAGAAGAACAAAGAGAAGAGCGGGAACAACGCUGAACACUACUGGUCCUUCUGUAACCAGAAGCUGUACGUCCUGCUCAUGAUGGACUGGUACGAGCUGAGGGGAGGCGACAGCGCGAACGAGCACUGCGCAAGGUACUUGAGCGUGAAGCUCAACGAAGAGGAUGGGGAAGCUUUCAACACUUUGUCCAUGGAAGAUCAACAGUCGUCCAGCGAUUCGGAUGAACCGCUCGCGCCGAAGCGGAAGCCGCGAGAGCGGAAGGAUAGAGAGAAGGGGGGGGGGGGGGGNCACGCCGGGUUCUCACCGGACCAGGCUCUCACAUCAGCAAGCGCGAAGCGCCGUGAGGUAUUCGGCGAGUCGCAUGAAGGGUGCGCUGCAUCCUGCCAAGCGUAUUCGGCAUCUUGUGCUUACGGAUGA
Molecule: messenger RNA, 633 nt
Organism: Ectocarpus sp. CCAP 1310/34
Lineage: Eukaryota; Phaeophyceae; Ectocarpales; Ectocarpaceae
Source: the annotation of a GenBank genome assembly